AUGUUCAGCCGACUCGUCCGGCCGCAGAGCGCCCUGCGCGCGUCUGCUUUCUCUCCGACCUCCUCCGCCCUCUCACGUUUCCAGACCCGUGGCUUGCAUCGCAUCCCUCAAUUGCAGCAUGAUGCCUAUUACAAGGAGAAUGGAAUUCCGGAGUUUAUGUCACCCGAGGCUUUUGAUUUCUCUUGGAAGCAAUACCAGUCUUUCCUCAUCGAAAAGCUCAAUCUGUUGACACAAGACACCGUUGACACGGACGCCAAACCCGGGGAAUUGCUGGUCAAGUACUCCCGACGUCCGGAGAUGGCCUCGGUGUUCAAUUAUGCCUCGAUGGCACACAACAACCACUUUUUCUUCAACUGCCUGUCCCCAACCAACACCAAGAUGCCCGAGCGGUUCGCCAAGGACAUCGUCGACACGUGCUCCUCGAUUGAAUCGCUCCGUCUGGACUUCCUCGCCACGGCCAACGCCAUGUUCGGUCCUGGCUUCGUGUGGCUCGCAAAGAACCUGGAGCGCGAGGGCAUGAUGCACAUCUUCUGCACUUACAACGCCGGCUCGCCCUACCCGGCAGCCCACUCACGCCGACAACCAGUCGACAUGGCCACGCACUCGCCUGACGCCCCACUGGGCAACCAGUUCGCCGGAUCGAUGGGCGCGCACGCCCAGAACCAGAAGAGCCUGGCGCCCGGCGCCGUGGACGUCCAGCCCAUUCUCUGUGUUAACACUUGGGAGCACGCCUGGAUGAUGGACUACGGCAUCUCGGGCAAAGAGGAGUACCUGGAACGUUGGUGGGAUCGCAUCAACUGGGACGUGGUCUUCGACAACUACAAUGCCGUCAAUUCGGUCCGCGCUACGCGGAGUGCCACGCGCAAUCGGAGUAUUGGCAUGCUCUGA
Penicillium alfredii is the source of this 888-nucleotide messenger RNA. RefSeq names its product mitochondrial 37S ribosomal protein mS42 (gene sod4). NCBI's taxonomy places the organism in Eukaryota, Fungi, Ascomycota, Eurotiomycetes, Eurotiales, Aspergillaceae. Gene Ontology annotation, molecular function: metal ion binding; superoxide dismutase activity. The record is from RefSeq and is a predicted model, not a curated record. The transcript has 4 exons. Gene Ontology annotation, biological process: superoxide metabolic process. Bases 1 to 888 code for a protein of 295 amino acids.